CUUGUCAGUCUAAAGGAGGGUAGUUUGUCCAACUCUUUGAAUGAAAAGAACAGCUUGCAGAGAGCUCACAACACCAGGGGACGUCAGUCAACUCUCACAAUGGACACGCCAACCCGAAGCUCAAAAAGAAGCCGUUUGUUUCGAGAUGAAGAGGAACAGCAUCGUCUUCCUUCUCGAUCUCCUCGUAGAAGCCAGAGAGUUUCCACCACGCCUCAGAAGUUUUCAAAUGUGAUGACACCAGACAAGAAAACAUCACAGAAAAUUGGGCUAAGAUUAAGAAAUCUCCUUAAACUGCCCAAAGCUCACAAAUGGUGCAUCUAUGAAUGGUUUUAUUCCAAUAUUGACAGACCUCUCUUUGAAGGUGACAAUGAAUUUUGUCUUUGUCUCAAAGAGUCCUUCCCUAAUCUAAAAACAAGAAAGCUAAGCAGGGUAGAAUGGGGAACAAUCAGAAGACUGAUGGGAAAACCUCGCCGGUGUUCCUCUGCAUUUUUUGCUGAAGAGAGGACUGCUUUGAGGCAGAAGAGGCAAAAGAUACGAUUGCUACAGCAGAGCAAACUGACUGAUAUAUCAAACUGCAAAGAUCUUCCAGAUGAAAUCCCCAUGCCACUUAUUAUUGGAACCAAAGUCACAGCUCGCUUAAGAGGGCUCCAUGAUGGGUUGUUCACGGGGCAGAUUGAUGCAGUAGACACAAGUGCUGCUACGUAUCGCGUUACCUUUGACCGCAGUGGCCUGGGAACUCACACUGUGCCUGACUACGAAGUUCUGAGCAAUGAACCCACUGAGACCAUGCCAAUUUCAGCAUUUGCACAAAAGCAUAGGUCAAAUCGCUACUUUCACAAUAUAAUGACUCCCCCUAGAGGCCCGUAUCCAUCUGCUACCACUCCUGUCCUUAUGGACAAUGAUCCCCUUAUCAAUCAGUCCCCGUGGAAAAGCAAACUCUCAGGUGCUGAAGGGGAGACAUUGGGAGGGUUUCCUGUCAAGUUUUUGGUCCAAGUGACAAGACUUUCCAAGAUCCUCAUGAUUAAAAAGGAGCACAUUAAGCACUUAAAAGAAAUGAACACAGAAGCUGAGAAACUGAAGUCCUAUUCGAUGCCCAUUGACCUGGAAUUCCAGAAGCGUUAUGCUACAACAGUGCUCGAGCUUGAACAACUGAAUAAAGACUUGAACAAAGUGUUGCAAGAAGUACAGCAGUUCUGUUGUGAGCUCGCUCCAGACCAGGGCUUGGUCCCUGCCGAUCAUCCCACAGAGUUGCGGCGACGCUGUGAAGAGGAGGCCCAGCAGAUGGUGCUGCUUGGUAACUCACUACAGGAUGGACAGCAGAGUGUAUCCAACCCUAGCCUCACACAACUCAUCUCACGACUCACAGCGCUCCUCCUUCAGAUCAAGUGUCUGGCAGAUGGUGGGGACCUAAACGCAUUUGAGUUCAAAUCUCUAACCGACUCACUCAAUGACAUCAAGGCGUCUAUUGAUCCCUCUAACCUAAGUUGCUUCCAGAAUAACGUUGAGAUCCACGUGGCUCACAUCCAGAGUGGCCUUAGUCAACUGGGCAAUCUACAUGCAUUUGCUGCAAACAACACUAAUGCAGUGUGAAGGCAGCAUCGUUGUCACCUCAUAGAGGUGUGGUUUUAUGUGGUAACAUCUUUGGAAUGGGUGCUUUUCAUCUGAACUGUCUGAAGACCACAAACAAAAGCCUAGGGGACAACUUAAAAAUCAAAUGUGGGUUAUCAAAAUGACGUUUUCUGUUUUGUGCCGACAGAAACGGUCAAAGUGCCCACCUAUUUCAAUGCAAUGUUUCGCACAUGACUGACUGCAGUGGUUAUAUGUGCCAAGCAUUAAGUCUUAUAUUUUUAUAGUCCAUAUUUAUUUAUUUGAGCAGGUGUGUGUGUGACUUUGUGGGGCAGUAUUUUGCUAUCACUACAUACAGUUCCUUCUUGUUACUCUGCUAAAUUUAGGAGUGGAGGCUAAAGUAUAUUUUGUACAAUUGUAGAUAAUUGUAAAAUAUUUGAUUAUUAGAGCUUUUGUCGACAUAUCUGUUCUGUACUUAGAUGUGUUUUGUAAUUUUGUGUGCACUGAAAAGAGAUUUGAUAUUUUUUAUAAAAGGCUUUGGAACUUAAUACCUGUUAGCAUUACCACAUUGGCAUGGCUAUUGUUGCAAAUUCAAUGGUUCUCCCAGAGGUGGGUGCUUUUCUGUACAUGUAUAUAUGUUUUCUUUUCUUUUAUAUUAAACAGUUAUUCCAAAGUUA
Messenger RNA from Boleophthalmus pectinirostris (great blue-spotted mudskipper), 2243 nucleotides. It is a transcript of the gene lin9, whose product is annotated as lin-9 DREAM MuvB core complex component. Gene Ontology annotation, biological process: DNA-templated transcription; regulation of cell cycle; regulation of transcription by RNA polymerase II. The record is from RefSeq and is a predicted model, not a curated record. Gene Ontology annotation, cellular component: nucleoplasm; transcription repressor complex. NCBI's taxonomy places the organism in Eukaryota, Metazoa, Chordata, Actinopteri, Gobiiformes, Gobiidae. Gene Ontology annotation, molecular function: DNA binding.